AUGUCAGAAGAUCUUGUCGUUGACCCGCGCGUCGCCGCUGCACUUGAUACUGUUCUCGACCGAGGGGAGACAGGAGUUGCUGUAGCUGCCUAUUAUCGCGGCAGACUCAUCGUGAACGCCACAGCAGGGUACGCGGACGUUGCAGAUAAGCGUGCCGCUGACUCCGAGACACUCUUUCCGGUCUUUUCAGUAACCAAGGGAAUAACUGCCUUGGCAGUACACAUUCAAGCCGAACGCAGCCUUCUGUCGGUCGAGGAUCCAAUUUCGAAGUACUGGCCCGAAUUCGCAGCCAAUGGCAAGGGUGAUACCACUAUUGAGCAGGCGCUCUCACAUCGCGCAGGUAUACCUCAGAUGCCGGCUGGUAUUACCCCUGAACUGAUGGCAGACUGGAAUUGGAUGGUGGAGCAAGUUGCCAACUUCACACCUGUCUACCCCCCAGGCACAGCAAAUGCCUAUCAUGUACUCGUUUGGGGCUGGAUUCUGGGCGAGGUUGUUCGGCGGACCGAUCCGAAAAGACGCCCAUUUGAUGUGUUUGUAAGGGAGGAAAUUUGCGAUCCGCUGGAGAUCCGAAAUCUCUUCUUGGGCGUUCCCGCGACCGAUUUGCCCAGGGUCGCUACACUGUAUGGUGGCAACGAGCCCUUUUUAUACGACAGAUAUCACACCAGCCCGAAGUCUGUGUUCCCUGGCUCCAAUGUGCAUAACCUAAAGGUUGUGCAGCAGUGUGUCGACCCCGGCGCAGGCGCAAUAGGCAAUGCAGCGUCCAUCGCUCGGAUCUUUGCUCUUUUAGCGGAGCACGGCGAGCUGGAAGGAGUACGUCUGCUUUCCCAGGAACGAGUGAAGGGUUUGACACGGGUCAGAGAAGGGUCAAAGGACCCUGACCGGCUUCUUCCAAUACCGGUGUGGUUCGGGGCGGCAGGAUUCUGGCUUGGGGGCGAGGAAGGCGUCUCUGAUCCAAUCGUGGGUGAUCAUCGCGAGAUCAUUUACAGCCCAGGCGCUGGCGGCUCCAUUGCCUGGGCUGACUUACGUGACCGGAUCGCGGUCAGCAUUUGUCACAACAAUAUGGAUGCCGGGGUUCUUGUUGACCCAGAGCCAAUUUGGGAGCCAAUAGGUCGUGCGAUCCGGGAAGUCAUCGCGGACCUAAAUAAAAGCUUCUAA
Diaporthe amygdali is the source of this 1155-nucleotide messenger RNA. RefSeq lists its product as uncharacterized. Bases 1 to 1155 code for a protein of 384 amino acids. Lineage: Eukaryota; Fungi; Ascomycota; Sordariomycetes; Diaporthales; Diaporthaceae. The record is from RefSeq and is a predicted model, not a curated record. The transcript has a single exon.